AUGACUGAGCAUGCUCCGUCGUCCCCAGCGACCAUCAGCACUUCCGCCAACAGCGUCUCUACCUCGGCUCCCGUCCCUCCAUCCUCCUGCUCUUCCACCUCUUCCUCGGCCAUCCCCCACCCCAACUCCAGCAGCAAGCCCUGGAGGAGUAAAUCUGGGAGCUCCAAGCACACCUCCUCCUCAGCCAUGCUCUCUGUCAAGCAGGAGAAGGAUACCUCCUCUAAGGCCUCCUCGUCCACCGAGCAACCCCCUAAAGUUAUCCAACAGAAGUCUAUGCUGGAGAAGUUCAAGCUGUUUAACAGUAAAGGUGGAUCUAAGUCCUCGUCCUCCAGCACUCAGGGGGCUCAGGCGGACAGUGGUGCCCCCGCCCGGCAGCUCGGGGCUGGUGGAGUGGAGAGGGCAGAGGCAGGGUCCAACACCGACUCCCUGGAGGAGGUGGAGGGGAACGCCCGGCCCGGCGCCAACGGGACCGGUAAUGGGAUGACCCACAGUGGUGCCUCAACCCAUGUCCCUACCAUCGCCACAACAACCAGCAGCCCCAAGAUCGCACUGAGGGGAAUCGCUCAGCGCACAUUCAGCAGAGCUCUGACUGCUAAAAAGAGCUCAGUGAAAGGACUGGAGAAGGAGAAAGAGAAGGAUAGGGGGAAGGAGAAGGAGAAAGAGAAGGAAAGAGGGAAAGAGGCGGGGAAGCACAUCACCACCGAGAGGAUGGAACUCAGGGGGGAGGAGCCUAAGGAGGAAGCGACUACCACUGUCGCCAUGGAAACGGAACCCUCCUCCAAUAAGAGAACUUCUAAAAUCGCCAGUUUCAUACCCAAAGGGAGCAAAGUGGCCAAGAAGGAGAGUUCUGUCCCUGCACACAGCGGCAUACCAAAGCCAGGGGGUAAAACCUCAGGGCUAGGGGGGAAGGCCGCCUCGGCAGGGGGGAAGGAGGGCGGGGAGCGUCCCCGGAGCAUGCGGUUGGGAGGGGGUCUGGUCCUGCACCGCGGACACCUUGACAGAGACAGGGACAGCAGACACUCUAGCUCUACCUCUAGUCUGGCUUCCACAGAGGGCAAGGCCUCACAACAGGGCCACAGUGCCGCCCCGGUGGUGGAAGGUGGUAGUGGUGGCGCUACACAGAGCACAGCCUGCAACACAGUCAGCGUCCAGCUACCUCAGCCCCAGCAGCACCACAGCCACCCCAACACAGCCACCGUAGCACCCUUCAUGUACAGGUGAGUAAUAUACAUACUUUGGACUGAUAAAACUGUCAACUGUAACAUUUUGUCAUGAUGUGUCUACCCGACCAGGCCUUUGUGAAUCUGUAUUAGUAUCCUGAGAAAGUCUGAAAGGAUCAUAAGUCAUUAGUCACUGAUCAUUAGUGGGCAUCUGCAAGCUGUUUGCUAGGAAUUUCCCCUAGAAUCACCUUUCCCACUGUGUGUUUGUAUGCUCACCCCACCCCUGACCUAUACCUCUGAUCCUCCCCUGUAUGAAUAGCCCCCCCACUGCCUCACUCCUACACUCACCACUUAGGAACUUCCUCUCCUGUCAUUAACCAGUCAUAGGGCAUUAACGGCAGGAUCAUACCAUCUCUGUUUUAGAGAAAGGGGGGAAUUGACAUUGACAAUCCUGAUAUUUCUUUUGACCUUUGGCACUUUGUUAUCAUCUAGGUCACAAACGGACGUGGACGGUAUCAUGGCGACAGAGGCAGGGUCAGGAGGAACGGGCGGAGAAAACGUCCCCUUUAAAACCAGCCAGCCAUCCAUUGAGGACCUUUCAGGUAGGCCAUCGACUAGUUCUGUCUGUAGGAGCUGAUGGGCAAUUGAUUAUGUGUGUCUGAACAGUACAGAAAUUACAUAGGCCAUUAAAAAAAAUAUAUAUAUAUAUAUAUAUAUAUUGUGUGAGAUUGUUAGUUUGAGGAGAACAGCACAUUAAUCCGACUGUGGAUUGAUUCUGUCUGAUGGGAAAAAUACCUUUCUGGCUAAUGCACUCACAAUUCAGUUGUGGUUUUUGUUGUGACCAUUAGUGAUGCGCAGGUUGACUCAUAGUCCGCAGUCCCCUCAGUUAUAUCCACGGGGCAGGUGUGUUUAGGGUCAUGAAGAAUUGUGUUGAUGAAGGGCAGGUGGGUGGCGGGCGGGUUGAAUAAAGAGAACACAAUACUUUAAAAAAUCCUUAAAUGUAUAAUUCAUGUGCAAUUUAUAUCUAUAGGCUACAUUGAGGUUUUUAUUUCAUUAUUUUAGGUUAUCUGGCAUUAGUGUGUAAGCUUUAGAGUCUAACUGUACGCGCGCCAAAUAGCCUACACACCAAUUGCAAAUGUUUUUGGGAACAGGGAGAAAAAGUUAACGUCGAUCCACGGAGGCAAAAAUGACGUCGGAGUUUGGGCCUCAGAUUCUCACUUUAUCACAUAUAGUCUGGCGGUUGCUGAUGGGUUAUUAGCAAUUGCGGGCGGGUGCGGGUGAACAAACAGUUGACCCGCGCACCACUAGUACCUAUGUACUCAGUCACAUUGUUUGUUCUGUAUAGCAGAAGAUCCAGAGACACGGCGACUGCGGACUGUUAAAAACAUUGCAGACCUACGCCAGAACCUGGAAGACACCAUGUCCAGUCUACGGGGGACUCAGAUCACACACAGGUAAGAACCCCCUGCAAUGAGAAUGGACAGGUCCAGAACAUAUGUCCAGUCCAGUAUCCAAACAGAUUCCAGAUUCAAUUCUGUGUAUUCAACAAGUUCCACUGACAUCCAUUAAGACAUAACAGACACAGCUCCUAGAGAGAGACCACAAUAUCAAAUAAAAUAAAAUGUUAUUUGUCACAUGCGCCGAAUACAACAGGGUAGACCUUACAGUGAAAUGCUUACUUACAAGCCCUUAACCAACAAUGCAGUUUUAAGAAAAAUAAGUGUUAAAUAAACAGUAGAUAAGUAAACAAUAAAAGCAGAUAGCCAUUUGAUUAGCUGUCCAGGAGUCUUAUGGCUUGGGGGUCCUCUGUAGCUCAAUUGGUAGAGCAUGGCGCUUGUAACGCCAGGGUAGUGGGUUCGAUCCCCGGGACCACCCAUACGUAAAAAUGUAUGCGCACAUGACUGUAAGCCGCUUUGGAUAAAAGCGUCUGCAAAAUGGCAUAUUAUAUUAUUAUUAGAAGCUGUUUAGAAGCAUUUUGGACCUAGACUGUAGUGAUCACAAUAAAGCUAUUCUUAACAAUGAUCCAUAACACUUUCUCUUUUAAAAAUCCCAAAAGCAGUAGUGUUAAUGUAAAAGGAAAGGUGAGUUAGCGCUCUGUUUUAACAAGCAGUAGUGUUAAUGGGUGGUCCGCCAGGACAAAGGUCUAAUUUUGAAGAUGGCGUGUGGCUUAAGUGGGACAUGACUGCCACCUAGUGGCCAUGUAGUGUCACUACAAACUCCGCAUCUGACACUGUGGAUGUGUCCCAGCCUCCAGGGUUGCCAGAUAGAAAUAGAAUUAUGGACGAAGUUGAAUGAACUUUUGCGGUUUGAGACUUGUCUGUCUGAUGCUCUAUUCUAGUUUGUAUGUAACGGAGGGCUUGUUCUCCAAACCCACUAGACUGUGUCUUGUGUCUGGUUUUUCAGCAUGAUCCACCCCUUUAUGAGAGUGUCAGUGUCUUUGAUCCAGUAUUGGCUGGAUGGAGCAGUGGUCUUGUCUUUGGAUUUUGAUUCAAGCUCAUGACCCAGUCUCUCUCCGUGCUGCUUGCUCUCCCUUUCACAGGAUUAGAGACUGCUGUCUAAUCUAGUCCAGUUCAAUGCUGAUGAGUGAAUGUCUAGUCUUACGCUCAUAGUCUUUUUUUCUGCUUCUCCCCCUCCCUCCCUCCCUCCCCAAGCACCUUGGAGACAACCUUUGACAGCAACGUCACCACGGAGAUCAGCGGCGGCAGUGGGCGGAGCAUCCUCAGCCUCACUUCCUCUCGGCCCUCCCUGUCGUCAUGGCGACUGGGCCAGUCCAGCCCCCGUCUGCAGGCGGGGGACGCCCCCUCUACAGGGAACGGCUAUGGGGGUCGUGCCUUGGGAGGAGGAGGGCAAGGGGGGCGCUACCUGUACCCUGGCCCCCUGCGGAGACAGCUGGCAGGGCGGGGAGGUGCCCUCAGUAUGGAUCUGGGGGAGAGAGGGGAGGAUAUUGACCUGGAGGGCAUUGCCAUGGAGGUGACGGGCUACAUGAGUGACGGGGAUGUGCUGAGCAAGAACGCAGCGCGCCCUGAGGAUGUCACCAGUGGGUGA
Molecule: messenger RNA, 4205 nt
Organism: Coregonus sp. 'balchen'
Lineage: Eukaryota; Metazoa; Chordata; Actinopteri; Salmoniformes; Salmonidae
Source: the annotation of a GenBank genome assembly